AUGGGGGAGAAAGUUCCUAUCAGAACUGGCAGUACCGGAACGAAUCUAAACAGAGUUCCACAUCUAUGGCUCUCGCAACAACAGUGCAGAGCAACGUCUUCCUGGGCUCCCGUGAGAAUGACUCCCGGUGAUUUUAUCCUGAGGCUGCUCUUCCUGGCCCAGACUGGGAUUGGGGUGGUGGGGAACAUCUUUCUUCUCUCAGCUUACGCCCCCACAUCCUGUGCCGGCCACGCACGGAGGCCCACACACCUGAUUCUCUCCCACAUGGCUACGGCCAACUUCUUGGUCCUUCUCUUCAAGGGGAUCCCCCACAUGAUGUUCAUCUGGGGGGUGACACCCACCCUGGGCAAUGGGGGAUGUAAACUCUUGCAUUAUGUCCCCAGAGUGGCCCGGGGCCUUUCUCUCUGCACCACUUGCCUCCUGAGCCACUUUCAGGCCAUCACCAUCAGCUCCAGAGCCGGAGGGCGGGUGGGGUCCAAAGACCGAGUUUGGAAGAACGUCAAUUUCUCCUGUGUUCUGUGUUGGGUCUUUAACUUGCUGAUAAAUGUUUUCAUUCCCAUCCGUGUGGGGAGCCUUCCGCAUAACCGCAGUUCUCCCACUGUACUGGACUAUGUGCUAUGCUCUUUUGAAAAGUCUGACACUUCUGUCCCAACGGGAGCAUUGUUCUUGACAUUCCCGGAUGUUGUGUUCCUGGGGCUCAUGGCCCGGGCCAGUGUGCACAUGGUGCUUCUCUUGUACAGACACCACCUGCGAGUGAGGCACAUCUACACCCACAGCAACUCCCACGGAUUCUCCCCCGAGGCAAAAGCCACCCGAACCAUCCUCCUUACAGCGGGCACCUUCCUUUUUGUUUAUUCCAUCAAUUCUUUUCUUGUCCUUUAUAAGAACGUCUUCUUCAAAUCAUGCCUGUGGCUGCAGCAUAUGACUGCUUUUGUGGUCACCUUUUACCCCACUGUCAGCCCGUUACUGGUGCUUGGAAAUCACCGAGCACCAAAUUGCUGCUCUGAAAUGCCGAGAAAGUAA
Molecule: messenger RNA, 1023 nt
Organism: Fukomys damarensis (Damara mole-rat)
Lineage: Eukaryota; Metazoa; Chordata; Mammalia; Rodentia; Bathyergidae
Product: vomeronasal type-1 receptor 4
Exons: 1
Coding region: 1-1023 (340 amino acids)
Biological process (GO): G protein-coupled receptor signaling pathway
Cellular component (GO): membrane
Molecular function (GO): pheromone receptor activity
Source: RefSeq, a predicted model, not a curated record